AUGGAACGAAGAACCCCCAAUCUGCUACCGCAGGUCCCUCGGACAGAACAAUUGGAUUUCCCCAGGGAUGAUGGAACACUUCGUUCUAUUACUGAGCGGCCUACCGACGUAGCUGAGCGUACUGGUGUCGAAAUAUCGUCGGCAGUCUUGGGGCAGGACAACAACACUGGCCAGGUUCCUUUUUACACUGGCGAGUCUCCGGGAUUUUCAUCCAUUCUCGAUGUCUGCACACAACCAAACCAAACUGUGCCAAGGCAUAUUUUGCUUUCACCAAAUAUAUCGGCCUCCCUAUCUACUCAAGAUAGUGAAUACCUUCAGCAUAAAGGUGUGUUUACCAUGCCGCACAAAAAUACCUCUGCCGAACUUCUCCGCGCGUAUUUUCAUAAUAUACACCCUAUCAUGCCAAUCAUUGAUGUGACGGCGUUCUUCAAUUCCAAUCAAAUCAAUGAGUUGAAUUUACUUUUAUUGUGGAGUAUUUUCUUCGCAGCUUCAAAUUUUGUCGGCGAGAAUGUUUGGUCACUUGAAGGCUACUCAUCCCGCAAGGAGAUGAAACAUGUGAUGUAUUCUCGCGCGAAGUGCAUGUACGAUAAUGGUGGCGAGGCGGACAAGGUAAUCCUCACACAGUCUGCCCUUCUUAUGGGAUUUUGGCACUCAAAAGAAGACAGCCAUGCGCAACCAUGGUACUGGGUAGGGGUUGCGAUCAGCCUUUGUCAAAUGUUGGGCUUGCACCGAGACCCGGAUUCAGCCAAGGUCAAUUCUGCUUAUCCUGCUCGCCGGCGUCCUAUCUGGCGCCGUCUUUGGUGGACCUGUUUCUACCGAGACCGCUGGUUGAGUUUGACAUUGGGGCGGCCUCUGAGGAUCAACCUUGACGAUUGUGACCUCCCGAUGCCUGCAGCCUCUGAUUUGCUUGGUGAUGUAGCUGAGCUACCAACGUCAAUUACCAGCGCUUAUUUUCCCAAGGACUUACCUCAAUUGGCUGAUUAUUGGGUCAAUUUGAUCAACAUGAGCAAGCUUCUAGGUGAGAUUCUCGCACUGAGUUAUAAACCUUCGGGCGCAAGCCCAACACUCCAGCAAUUUGAUUCCCUCAAAACGAAGCUCUUGCAAUUCCGGGUACCAGCUAGACCUGGGCAUGAACAAAGUCCUUUGGCAGCCUUUUAUGCAUAUCACUUACAACUGCAUUACCAAGCUGCUUUGAUCACCUUCUACCGCCCCUACAUCACCAAAAUACCGAAAGACCUUGAAUCUGCCCACGUGGAGGCAUGGCAAAGUGAGAUCGGGAACCACCUAGACUCAGCAGCAUUGCAGUCCAAUGCCAUUCUCAAUGACCUUGUACGAGAAAGACUUCUGGUUUUUGCCGCUCCGAUGACGUUAGUUCUUCAUAACCACACCAGUCGCCCUACACUAUUAGUGCCUGCUAUGCACAUCCACCUCCGUAAUUGCAACUCUACGGAUGCUCUUAUGCGUCGCGUAGGCUUCAACAAUUUGGAGCUAUGUAUGAUGGUCAUGGAAGAGUUGCAGGAUACGUACGCAGCGGCUGCUUUGUAUCGAGGCGUUUUCCUGGGCGCUAUCAACAAAAUAUGCCCCCAAUUGUUGGUUGGCUCGACCAUGCGAAAUUCUAACCUAUCUGAUCCGUCUACUGCACAUCUGGAAACACCGGAAGAAUCGGCCAUACUUCCCCCGGUCAGCGACGAUGCCCUCAACACACUUUUGGAUGAUACAUCAUUCCUUGACUUUUGGGACUCUUUCAAUGGCAUCUCUAAUUCUAGUGAUGUACCAUAUUAA
Molecule: messenger RNA, 1782 nt
Organism: Penicillium coprophilum
Lineage: Eukaryota; Fungi; Ascomycota; Eurotiomycetes; Eurotiales; Aspergillaceae
Product: fungal specific transcription factor domain-containing protein
Exons: 6
Coding region: 1-1782 (593 amino acids)
Biological process (GO): DNA-templated transcription
Molecular function (GO): zinc ion binding; DNA binding
Source: RefSeq, a predicted model, not a curated record